UUGACGUAUCGUCUGCUUGGAGGAGAACGAAACAGCUCGCUAAAAAUGUGAAAAGGGAGAUAAAAAAGAGAGUACAAAAGGGAAAUUCGAGAGGGAGAUUGAUUUUAAUUUACUAAGCAAUGGCGUCGAAACCCCAGCUGGUCCUUUUGGGUUACGUAGACGAGCAAAUCACGUCCAAAUAUCAGCAAGUUGUGAAUUUUACCACGAGUAAAAUCGGUGGUGCUCCUGAUUGGUGUAUAAGUGGCUCAUCAGUUCCAAUAUGCAAGAGAUGUGGCAGAAGACAGUCUUUAGUGAUUCAGAUCUAUUGCCCCUUGGAAGGGAGCCCAUUCCAUCGCACACUCUUCAUCUUUGCUUGUGUUACGCAGGAGUGCUGGAACCGUCCCCAUAGCUGGACCUGUCUAAGAAGCCAGAUCCCCGACCCCAUUUCAACCAAGGCGUCCCUCCCUGGCACCAAGGCAGUUCCCCCCCAGUCAGCGGGCGGGGAGACUUGGUUUGAGGAUGAGGAUGACUGGGGCAGUAAUGACAAUGAUGGCAAUGGCAAUGCGGACAACUAUAACUUUGCCUCGUCGUCGCAGCUGUACCUGGACAAUAUGGCCAAGAAGCCCGAUGGAAUGAGCAAUCUAAACAACAUGAACUCCAACACAUCAUCUAUCACUGAGGUUGCGCAGAGCAUGGAGAGUAAGCUGAACAUUAUCGAGGGAGAUGCCAAUGCUAAUGAGGCCCUGUGUGGCGCUGUGGGUAUUGUUGGGUGUGGUGGAGAAGGAGUAGAGGCUUCAGCUGUGAUUGAAGGGUCCGAGGAGGACAUGAUUGCAGUGGACACACCUGAGCAACCAACUACUGAUAUCCCUGCUCUGUUUCAGGAAGCAGCUCAGAUAGAUGCCAAUGCAGAUGUGACUUUUAUUCCCUACUUCCUCUCGAGUGAAAUAGAACCACCAGAAGAUGUAUCAUUUACAGACCAUGAGAGAGACCUUUUAGUGCGCUACACUCAUAGCACAGGACAUGACUUCAGAGAGGAGGAAAAUGCUGGUGGGGGCGAGGGAAAGGGAGACAGUGUUUACGAGAAGGACGUAGCCAUCCACGGUGAUGUACUAAUUCACAAGUUCAAAAAGAGGAUCUCGCGCAGUCCACAGCAAGUGAUGAGGUACUGUCGAGAGGAAGGUGCGUCUCCUCUCUGGUUGCGUCCCCCAGGAGCCAGUGAUGUGGCAACUAAGUGCCAACACUGUGGAGGCAGCAUGGUCUUUGAACUUCAGCUGACACCACAGCUAAUCAUCCAUCUGCAGGUCUCA
Molecule: messenger RNA, 1286 nt
Organism: Penaeus indicus
Lineage: Eukaryota; Metazoa; Arthropoda; Malacostraca; Decapoda; Penaeidae
Gene: trus
Product: programmed cell death protein 2-like
Exons: 7
Biological process (GO): apoptotic process
Cellular component (GO): cytoplasm
Source: RefSeq, a predicted model, not a curated record